This is a messenger RNA of Funneliformis caledonium, 132 nucleotides long. NCBI's taxonomy places the organism in Eukaryota, Fungi, Glomeromycota, Glomeromycetes, Glomerales, Glomeraceae. The record is from the annotation of a GenBank genome assembly.
AUGGAACGUUAUUUUCCUGAAAUUUUAGAAAAACUUUUUAAUGAAGCUGGUUGGGGCCGUAUCGAAUAUACGUUUGAUAAAACCUCGGAAGCAGCUAGAAUGGCAUUUUUGGCGUUGGAUCCUGAAAUAUAA